Molecule: messenger RNA, 411 nt
Organism: Microsporum canis CBS 113480
Lineage: Eukaryota; Fungi; Ascomycota; Eurotiomycetes; Onygenales; Arthrodermataceae
Exons: 7
Coding region: 1-411 (136 amino acids)
Source: RefSeq, a predicted model, not a curated record
AUGGCUAUCUGUAUAACCUUUGGUACUCAUGAGUUCACCUCCCAGCUGCAAGGAUAUGAGCAUGUCACGGCCCAAUGCCAGAAUUGUGGUAAUUGGUCAGGCCGUUGUAUUACCAGAUGGCCUUUCUUCACUGUCUGCUUUAUUCCACUUAUUCCAUUAGCUAUGCACAAGUAUAAAGAAGUAUACUGCCAUAUCUGCCGGUUCUCGCAAGACUUAUCAGUGAGGCCGGACGUUCAAUCUCAAGGACCUGGAGGCCAAAGCCAAGGUCAAGGACACGGGCCACCGCCUGGAGUUUCUCCACAGUACCAAGGUCAACAGUACGGCCCGCCAGGAGGACCGCCAGGAGGACCGCCAGGGCCGCCGGGACAGUAUCAGCAGUACCAACAGCCACAGCCGCCUGGUUAUAAGUAA